UUAGAUGUAAAAAGUGAUUCGUCGCGUGCCGACGUUGCUCAUACGCAGCGACCGCGUUCCAUUUUUAAAUUUUGCUGACAUUUAUUUUUUUUUGAACACGUCGUAGAUUCUUUUUUCCAUAUAUUUUUGUGUCUGUGGUUAGUGUUUCAAAUACCUUUGUGAUAGAUAAAUCCAAGAAAUUAAAUACACUGGAUGUUAAACUAAAAAGAUAUAAACAUGGCAAAGUUUGCGUGGUUUUUGGUGGCAAUAUGCAGCCUGCCACUCCUGGGACGCUGUUCCGACGAUGAAAACCCCCUCUUCGAUAUCGCAUCUUCUCUACUGCAGAACAUGGGCAAUGGGGGAAGCAAUAACAUGGAAGGGCUAGCAGCUAUUGGCAAUAUUAUGGGCACUUUGAUGCAGGGCGAUAACGCGAAGAAUUUAGGUGCCAUGUUUGGUCAAGACAGUGGUAACGCUGGAGAUGUUUUGUCUGGUUUAGGAAGUUUGUUAGGAGGUCAAGACGGAAAUAUUAAUCCAGCGCUAGUUGGCUCAAUGGUUUCAAUGUUCGCUCAACAAAUGGCAUCUAAUGAACCACAGCGUCAGAAACGUGAUGCAGAAAACGACUUAAAUAUGGAAAAUAUUCUGAGCCUUGCUUCAGGGUUCCUGGGAAAUAAGAAUGCUGGAGGAUUUUUGCCUUUAAUUAUGAAUACUUUAAGCUCACUAUCCGAUGACGAAGCCAAUAAAAGAGCGAACGAGCACAAAGACCACGCUUCAUUCCUACCUCCGAUUUUGGAAAAAGCACAUUUGUACUGGGAUAUAUUUAUUAAUUCUGAGUUGGGCAAGACUAUAUGGGAGAAAUCUGGUUUCAAAAGGGCAAUGAAGGCAUUUACAGGGCCAGACGGUAAGGUCAGCUUUGAAAUGAUGAUGAAGAGUUUCGAAAACCACUCGUUUAGGAGACACUGGAUCAAAGCCGUUGCUAAAUAUAUGACGGACAUGGUUAUGCACAUCGCCAAGCCAGAAGUGUAUCAGAGGUAUAUGAUAUCAGGUCAAUAUAUAGUCAACAGUUUCCUGGACACCCAGAAUGUUCCGAAGAGUAUCCAACUUAACCUGAAGCGACCGGAGGAAUCUAUUACAGUGCUCACAAACUAUGUCCUGAAGAAGUAUUUAGAUAUGGACACCGAUGUUUCUGAAUAUGUCAAACCAGCUUUUGAAUAUAUUAAGCAAACGUUGAAAAUGGCGCACACUAAGUCCCAGAGCCUGUCUUCGCGUGACUACAACAGGGUAACAGACCGAAUCACGGACACCUUGAACUUGGAAGUGAUAGAGCCUGUACUGAGGGUGUAUCGAGCAUACAAGCACUCACUAGCAGCUCCACAUUGCCAGGAACAUCUCAUGUGUGUUGUGAACAGACAUCAUGAUAAAGAUAAAUUAGGUCUACCAGGGUUCAAGAUUGGAUUGACAAAGCUGAGCAGUCUUGCAGCUUCAGCCGCCCUCAGCUUCCAGAGUGGCAAAGGCUUCUGGGACCUGUACAAUGCAAUACAGAAUGACGUGAACUGUGAGGCGAAGUACCCUGCAGACUGCUCGGCGUUCCAUGAACAUGAACUCAAAGUAACCACUGAAGUUUACCAUAACGAAUUAUAAAUCUUAAAGACAAUAAAUAUGUAUACAUAUAUUUUGAGAUUCCUGUAAAAGUUUAAUGAAACUAUUGUCACAGACUAGGAAAAGAACAGACCGUGUACUAAAAAUACCUACAUAGAAAUUAUCAAUAAUAUUGUAUUGGACUGAAAAAAUUUUAAUAAAGGGUUAUGCAAUUAAUGAAUUAAUGAAUUUAUUAUAUUUUUAAAAUACCUUAAAAUGAAAUAAUGCGGCUUUUCAAAAAACAUACUAAUAAUUGCAUAGAUAAAAAAUUCAGGUGUGGUACGUUUUUUAGUCUGUGGUAGUAAUUUAAAUUAUAUUAAGUAUAUGGACUGUAAGUAGUAAUUAGUAAAUAAUAUCUGAUUUAAAUACCUAUGUAUUAAUUUUAAUUAUAACUUCUAUUUAUUUAUAUUGAAACAUUGAUAGGGUUUAAGUCGGUGCCAAGUCCUAAAAAUAAUAAAACUUAAUAUUAUAAACAGCUUACUUACUGUAAUUAUUAAAGUUGUCUGGCCGCGCGUGUCUAUCCGCUUGGGUUGUUUAAUUCUAGACGAAGCUAUCCCGCUCAAAGUCUCGGGUGGCGAGUGUAGGUACCUACUAUUACAUUUGGCUUGGCACCGACUUCAAAGCCAUCAAUGUGUAGCACAUACAAAUAAUAGUAUUUUAUUAAUAUUAAAGGUAAAGGUUGGCCUAAGAAGUGUAUUAAAUAAAAUUUUUAGUUACUUUAUACUUUUCACUUUUUGAAGUCGGUUGUUUUUAAAGUAGUUUUGCUUUUAUUUUUUACUUUUUAGUGUCAGUUAAUAAUAAUAUAUAAUUAAACUGAAUGAAAACUCCUAAAAAAGCCGUAUACAAAAAACAAUUAUAUAUCAUUCACGUAGACAAAAAUUUUCAUAAAAUGAAAACUACUGGGCCAAACUAUGUAAAAUGGCAUCUAUUCCGCAUCGAACGAAAGAAUCACGUAAAUCGCAUUAUAAAUCUCAGCGUAAUCAGUGUACAUACAGAAAAAAUACCGAUCGAAUUGAGAACCUCCUCCUUUUUGAAGACGGUUAAUUAAAUUUUAUUUAUAAUUAAAUUAAAUGUCUUGCAAUUGUAAGUUAAAAAAUGAGAUGACUUCUAUAAUAUUGCUGCAAAACACGACUAACAAUCUUUAGAUUAAUAAAAUACACUAGAAUCACUGACAAGUAAAAAAAGAAGGACUCCGUGUCACCUUACAAAUCAGUGAAGGACCAAAACAAGCCGGUUAACGUGUAUAGCCCCGCGCACACACUUACACCAAUACAAGCCGAUCGGCCGCAAUUAUGAUAUUUGCCAUCGCCUGUGACAGAUCAGUUUGCGUCGCAAUAAAAUAUUUUAAAAAUGCCGUCGUGGGGUGUAAAAAAGAGUAAAACAAUCUAUCAGAAUUUAAAAAAUUGGAGUUUAAUGUAAUUGGGGCCAUAAGGGAGAAAAACUUGUGUCACUGGCAUCCCCCGUAACCGCACACACACUACCAUAACGGUGCAUCACUUGCUAAUAUCACGGCGCGGAGUCCUUCUUUUUUUUACUCGUCCAUGACUAGAAUAUAUAUUUUUAUUAAUAAUAUGUGUACCAACCGUACUUCAUUGCGAUAAAUGUAACAUUUGCACAUAAACACAAUCGCCUACAAAAUUACAGAUCAUGAAAUACAAACUAUAGGUGAUAUCAGACAGUUCACUCGAAUGAUUGUUCACUCAAGUGAUUAAUUCAUUUUUUUCAUUCAAUUUGCACACGGCAUUUAUAAAAUGAUAGAGAAAUUAACAUUCAUCUGUUCUUUUAUAGCAAUGUGUCGUCGACUGAAACCUGACAUUCGUCUGCUACAGGACUCUAAACAAAAUGGCCGAAUGCGAAUGAAUGUUCUCUUUCGGGUUCAGACUGUUCAUAUUUCGUUCAUUCGGAGUGUAAGUGAAUGAUGCCGAAUGCCUAUGUCCGAUAUUGUUGGGUCGGUUCACUAAUGAAUUCAUUCGGCACUUGAUACAUUUUUUUUUAUAUUGACACAUUUUUACACAAAUUAUCUCGCCCCAAAUUAGGCAUAUAUUGCCUGUGUUAUGGGUUGCAAGACAACGAUAUCUAUAUAUAUAAAAGAGAAUGUAUGUUUGUAUGUUCCCUAAUAACUCCUAAACUAUUCGACCGAUCUCAAUGAAAUCUUUUGUACUUAAUAGAUUCGUUGAAGCUCAAGGAAGGUUUACAUAUAUAGUUUAUAUGGCAAAACAACGUUUGCCAGGUCAGUUAGUAUUAAAUACAAUAUACUUACUUAAACAUACAUAAAUACAUAUAAACAUCCAUGACUCGGAAACAAACAUCCAUAUUCAUCAUAUAAAUGCUUGCACCUACCGGGAUUCGAACCCGGGACCUCUAGCCACGGCGGUGUCAACAUUAAAAACUAUUGCCCACCCUUGGUGGCGAUGAGUAUUCGAUACGAAUAUAUUUUGUUUAGGUAUAAAAAAAUUGUAAUAGAUUUGAUCUAUUUUGAUACUUUAAGAUUUCAACUAAAAAAGGACCUAUUGAACAUUGUAAAAUAUAUAAAAUAAUAACUAAUAAAUAAAGUAACGUUAAAUAAUUUUAUUACCUUUGAAUUUUACUUAAUAGUUAAUAUGUAUGUUAUGUGUAUUAGUGCUAAUUUUAUUUAUAAUUCAUUGUACUUAAAUAUUCUGACUAUAGUAUUUUAUAAGGAUUUUUAAUUAUAAAUUUUAUUGUUGCUAUACGUUUAUUUAAUAAAUAUAAGAUGUAUUAAGCUGGAUUUGGUGCUAAAGAUCUUAAAACUGCAUUUAAAUAAUUUGUUUCAAAAUAAGUAUUACAUUAAAACCUACUUAUUAAGUAUAACAUACUUACGUAUAAAUUGUUUAAAUGUAAAUAAAAAAUAAUUUACUAGUAAUCUGUACUUAAGACGUUUCGAGAAAUAAAUGUUAUUUAAUUCAAAA
Leptidea sinapis is the source of this 4541-nucleotide messenger RNA. RefSeq lists its product as uncharacterized. The transcript is spliced from 7 exons. The record is from RefSeq and is a predicted model, not a curated record. Lineage: Eukaryota; Metazoa; Arthropoda; Insecta; Lepidoptera; Pieridae. The coding region runs from base 217 to 1617 and encodes 466 amino acids.